Pelobates fuscus (common spadefoot toad) is the source of this 4387-nucleotide messenger RNA. RefSeq names its product kelch like family member 17 (gene KLHL17). The record is from RefSeq and is a predicted model, not a curated record. Gene Ontology annotation, molecular function: protein binding. The coding region runs from base 604 to 2460 and encodes 618 amino acids. The transcript has 12 exons. Lineage: Eukaryota; Metazoa; Chordata; Amphibia; Anura; Pelobatidae.
AUACAUUGUUAUUCCAUCUAACUCUCCUAUGUCUAGAUGUGUCUGUCUUAGUUUAGGGAUUUAGUUAUUAUUUUUGGGGUAUACUGACCCUUUUAUUAAUGCAGUUAAGUACUUUCUCGGUCAGUGACCUCAUUAUUUUGUAUUAACCUACUAAUGACAAUGAGAACAUAAUUAUAUGUAAUCCCUAGUUCUGUAUACAAUUUGUUUAGCACAGAUUUUAUACAAUGUAUACUGUACAUUUCGCAUUAAAUGCCCAUUUUACCCCUUCAUUUGCAGAAAAAAAGAGAACUGUCAAUCAUCCUUAAACUCUGGGGGUGUCUCCAUGCCCCCCAAAAUGUGCCUUAUUAUUAUUAUUAUUAUUAUUACAUCUUGCUCUCAGGUUCAGAUCCCAAAGUUGUGUUUGACUGCUCUAGUCUAGCAAUGUCCCAGUGUUUACACUCUAUGACUGUUAUUUGAUAUGGCAUUAUGGUGGAUCACUGUCCCCCUCCUGGAUGAGAUCCUGUGACAAGUGUCCUUAAUAUAGUUGUGUGAUACUUGGACGAGAGUUCAUGCUUCAUAUAAACUGGAGUUGUGGUAUCUGCAGAGCAACCAGGAGCUGCCUUCAUGAGCUUGUUCUGGUGGCAAAGUGUUGAGAGGCUUCAACGAGUGAAGCCAGUCAAGGAGAAAUCAGGAGACCAGUCUCCGGCCAUGGAAUCAGCAGUGCAGCUUCUGAGCCGGGACAGUCACACCAUAUCCCACAAUUCUAAGCGGCAUUACCAUGAUGCCUUCGUGUGCAUGAAUAGAAUGCGUCAACGGGGACUCCUAUGUGAUAUCGUGCUUCACGUGGGAACCAAGGAAAUCAAGGGCCAUAAAGUGGUGCUGGCAUCCUGCAGUCCUUAUUUCCAUGCCAUGUUUACAAAUGAAAUGAGUGAAAGCCGGCAGACACAUGUGACCUUGCACGACAUUGACCCCCAGGCCCUGGACCAGCUGGUACAGUAUGCAUACACAGCAGAAAUUGUAGUGGGUGAAGGUAAUGUUCAGACUCUCCUCCCAGCUGCCAGCCUACUGCAACUCAAUGGGGUGAGGGAUGCUUGCUGCAAGUUCCUCCUCAGCCAGCUAGACCCUUCCAACUGCCUCGGGAUCCGCAGCUUUGCCGACACACACUCCUGCAGCGAUCUGUUGAAGUCUGCGCACAAGUAUGUAUUGCAGCACUUUGUGGAGGUGUCCAAGACAGAGGAGUUCAUGCUCCUUCCACUGAAACAGGUGCUGGACUUAAUUUCUAGUGAUAGUCUCAAUGUUCCCUCAGAAGAAGAGGUAUACCGAGCUGUCCUAAACUGGGUCAAACACGAUGUUGAUGGCAGGAGACAGCAUGUUCCUCGGCUGAUGAAGUGUGUACGGCUUCCAUUGCUGAGUAGGGAUUUCCUGAUAAGCAGUGUGGACACGGAGCUGCUUGUUCGUCAUCACUCCGAAUGUAAAGACCUGCUGAUCGAGGCUCUCAAGUACCAUCUGAUGCCAGAACAGCGCGGAGUAUUGAGUAAUAGUCGAACCAGGCCUAGACGCUGCGAAGGAGCCAGCACUGUGCUGUUUGCAGUAGGUGGUGGAAGCCUCUUUGCCAUACAUGGUGACUGUGAAGCAUAUGAUACUCGGACUGACCGCUGGCACAUGGUCGCUUCUAUGUCUACUAGAAGAGCCCGAGUAGGUGUAGCAGCCAUUGGAAACAAGCUGUAUGCCGUAGGAGGAUAUGAUGGCACAUCCGAUCUUGCCACGGUGGAAUCAUAUGACCCAGUUACAAAUACAUGGCAGCCAGAGGUCUCCAUGGGAACACGGCGCAGCUGUUUAGGAGUCGCCGUACUCCAUGGACUGUUGUAUGCUGCCGGCGGAUAUGAUGGUGCUUCUUGUUUAAACAGUGCAGAGCGUUAUGACACUCUGACUGGUACGUGGACUUCUAUAGCGGCCAUGAGCACCAGACGAAGAUAUGUCCGAGUGGCAACCCUAGAUGGAAAUCUGUAUGCAGUUGGAGGAUAUGACAGCUCUUCACACCUGGCUACAGUAGAAAAAUAUGAACCACAGAUGAACUCCUGGACUCCAAUCGCCAAUAUGCUGAGCCGCCGGAGCAGUGCUGGGGUGGCUGUACUGGAAGGGAUGUUGUAUGUAGCAGGUGGAAACGAUGGGACUAGCUGUCUGAAUUCAGUGGAACGAUAUAACCCAAAGGCUAACACAUGGGAGAGUGUAGCCCCAAUGAAUAUUAGGAGGAGCACCCAUGAUCUUGUAGCUAUGGACGGCUGGCUCUAUGCAGUUGGGGGCAAUGAUGGGAGCUCCAGUUUGAAUUCCAUUGAGAAAUACAACCCACGCACCAACAAGUGGGUGGCAACAUCCUGCAUGUUUACUCGAAGGAGCAGCGUAGGGGUGGCGGUACUAGAACUUCUCAACUUCCCUCCUCCGUCUUCUCCAACUCUGUCUGUGUCUUCCACCAGUCUCUGACAAAGAAUCCACUUCUUCACAUUGAGUAGGGAUUUGCAUUGUCUACCAGAACCGAGGACGGGGAGCCAAGGUAGAAGAUCUUUAGCUUAGCAAUUUUAGGGUUGUUCUUCUCAAGAUACCCCAGUUGUCCCUGGAACCACUUCACUGGUGGGAAAGCCAAUAAACUAGUUAGACUCAAAUGGGAGAACCUGUUGGUGGAUUUUCCUGGAAAGAUUGGAUGAAGGUCAAUGCUUACUGUGCCACUUGGAGCACUGCAUAAGUCUCUUGAGCAGGAAUGGGGUUAAAACACCUCUAAACUUACCAUCUUCUGUAUAUAUCUAUUUAUACAAAUAAUAUUAAAAAACAAAACUACUUUAACUCUCUUGGGCAUCAUGGAAUUCUACCAGUAGUCUGUGAUAAAGCAAAUCCUAUAGGAAUACAUGGCGUGCAAUAUGGCAGAUGUUCUAAUGACUACUUAUAACAAUUAUAUAAUCCUGUUAAGUCCAUCGUGCGGAUGGACUUAAUGUUCCAAAAGACACUGUAAUAACGCAAAUCUGUAUUUUUAUUUUAUUAUAGUUUUUUGGUUUUGAAUUAUGAACUGACCAGGGUAGCAUCCCUUAUAGCACUGAUAAAUGAUACAAGACUUGGAACUAUUGUGCGUAGGCAAAAUAAUCCAAAUCUGCAGACUCCAUCCUUUACUCCAUCCCUAUCCACUGGGUGCUAUCUUUUUUGUUUUGUUUUGUUUUAGUUUUGCAAACUCCUUCGAUCCUGGGACAGCUACGGCACAAUUUGCACGUAACAUUGUAUUGACAUGCUUCUGAUGAAUACUCUAGCCUACACGGCAUUCUUAGGAACCUAUCACCACCUCAGCGUGGUUACUGUUGGGUGUAAGUUGAGAGCUGAAUGUUGCACUUCCGAAGGACUUCCGAAGUCCAGGCAGCGGAAUCAUUCUUCUGUCUUUUUUCUCUCUGCUCAUACUUCUAUAUUUUCUCUAUCUCUAUCUCGAUUAACCUCAUACAUAUUCUGCAAUAAGUAUUACUGUAUAUUUAUUUUUCUUGAAACAAGAAAAACACCAAAAACGUGUGUAUCGGUUGCAGUGUGCAUAUUUAAACCUUCCGAGUGCUGGAGGGUUCUUGCCCUUCUAACUGUAUAGUAAAUAGCUCUUUGAUUAUCUUAACCUAGAUAUCCUCUUACACCUCGUUUGGUUUUUCAUGUCCUGUAAUCGUCCUUUGAAUUUAUUUUUUUUGGCAUGUUCUGAGUGUCACUUGACAUGGAAUUAUUUGCCAGACACUGGCGUUAAUAUGUUACCUUUACACUCUUUCUCUGAGAUAUACAUUUGUAUCUAUAAUAUAAUGUAUGGGGAUUGGACAGCAUGACCUUCCCACACUGCACCUCUUCACAGGUGCUCACUACCCAUUGCCUUGCAUCUCAACGAGAACUCAGCACUGACUAUAGAUCACUGCACAGGGGUUAUACAGAGCAGCUUCCCACUGCGGCAUACAUGGAAACUCUUUGUUGUUCUAUCUGAGAGUAGAGUGUUAUAUGUUUGUUCUAAUUUUAUAUAUGCAUUAUAUUGAAGAGCAGUAGCGCAUCUACUGCAGUAGGAUUAUUCAAAUUGACAAUACUGGAAAAAAAAACUAAUGCCUUAUAAUUGGAAUGUUCAAUUUUACGUUGUGGCAUUUAUUUGUGUAUUUAUUUAUAUAAAACAAUUAUUUCCUAAAACUUUUAUGACCUCCAUCCAUAUGCACUGUCAUGUUAAAUGCAUACCGGUUUUACUAAUUUAAUGAUGUGAUUUAUUAACUGCUAUGAUGGGAAAUGUAACUGCAGAAAAUGACGGUUCGUGCCUGUACUUUUGUGGUUGGAUGUCUGAUCUCUCCAGCACUUUGGAUUGGGCUGAAAUAGGCUGGAACCUCUAGGACAAUAAAUAUCUUUCAAAUCGCUAAAGAGA